CACGAAGUUCUCUGGCCGGGAACUAUAAAAACCGAUGUUGAUUUGGUUGAAUCAAGCAGUCGAAACCUUCAAGCUGUUCUAAAAUGUUUAACAAAUCGAUCGUCGUGGCCCUAAUUGUGUGCGCCUGCUACCUGGGCACCAUUGAGGCUCGUCCUGGUGGAAUUGGCGAUCUGAUCGGUGGUGGUGGUGGUCCACUGGAUGCAGUUGGACCCGUUUUGACCGGAGCUGCGGCUGGAGCGUCUAGUGCCGCGGCCCCCGCACUGGUGGGUUCGGUCGCCAAGCCAGUAGCUGGAUUACCAGUAGUAUCAUCACUACCAGGACUUUCGGGCUAAGCCCAUAAAGCACUUCUGUUUAUCAGCUUUAUGUACCCCUAAUACAAAUGCAAAAAAAAAUUUAAUUAGAAACAUUUUUCAAGAUUUCAUUUAAAAUAAAGUAAAGUUUUGAGCACUAA
Molecule: messenger RNA, 451 nt
Organism: Drosophila rhopaloa
Lineage: Eukaryota; Metazoa; Arthropoda; Insecta; Diptera; Drosophilidae
Exons: 2
Coding region: 84-332 (82 amino acids)
Source: RefSeq, a predicted model, not a curated record